CUCAGUGGACUCUGUGGCCAGUCAUCGCUCAUAUGUCAUAUCAGGUGCUCUUGUGCCGCUGCUCCUCCUCUAACCGUUCACAUACUCUCCUCUGAACAACCAAAACCCCCAAUAAAAAAUUCUGCUGACAAACCUUUGCAUGUUCAUCUUCCGCUCUCCUGCUCACCCAUGGAGUCCAAAACCCUAACAGUCACGGCUCAAGGCCGCCAGCUCGCCGUCGUCAACCUCCGAAAGAAGUUUGGCCCCAGCAGGGUUGUAUGACUUUUGACUCUGUUUGGCUGCGCAGAAAACAUGUUUGUAUAACCUUGACUCCGUUUGGCUGCUGAGAAAAUGUAGGUAAUCAAAUGUUAAAAACGUAAAGUAAAUGAUGAUUUGCUUGGCCCACCUGCAUUUUGUAAUUGUCUUAGUGGUUCGGUUAUCUCUGUUUUAUUAUUUGUGAUGGAAAAUUUUAGCAGUUAAAGGCCUCGUUGCAUACAAAGUUAUCAAGUUCUGUAAAUAUUUUCCGUACAUGUUAAAUUGUAAUUUUGUGAUGUUAUCUGUGCUGUUCAAUGUUCAGGGGAUUGUCGCAUGCAACCAAAGCAUUCCGUUUACUUAUGGUUUUAGCAUGCACCCUCUUUUACCUCACUACAUAUAGACAAUGCUCUGGGAAUGGUGAGAUAUUAUCGGAAUAUGAUUCUUGUGGAUCAUAUGGAGAUAAUUUGAAUGUGGCUUUUGCGGAUAAUUUUCUCGGUGACACCAGUUUGGGCUGUGGAGUUCCAAGAACCCACUUCAAUCUUGAUAAGAUUUGUACUAGCUCCCGUUUAUUCUGCUUUCCGUCAACAUUACCUGGUUUCUUAGAGCAUAAACUCAAAGUGGCUGAUUUUGGAGUUUCAGGGGAUCAGUCUAAUGAUAUAUCAUCUAUCAUCUAUAGGAUCAACCGAAGAUAGCAAGUUGGCAAAUAACAAAAGUUGGUCAUCAGACAAUGGCGUGUUUAAGUUAUUUAAUGGAGGGAUUGUUUCUUGUUCUCUGAACUCCAAAGAGGCUACUAAUGAGUUGUCAUCCAUUCAAGCUGAUAGCUCUAAUCAAAACGAUCUUUCUUCUUGUAGCGGACCUUUACUUUAUCAGAAGAGCACAAAUUUUAGGCCAAACAAGAACACUGAGAUGACCAAAUUUAGUUCUUUCACUGGUUCCCCCUCACCCUAUGUAGAAAUUAGCCCUGCAGUAUUGGAUUGGGGACAAAAGUAUAUGAAUUUUCCAUCGUUAGCUUUCUUAACUGUGGAAAAUACGUGCAAUGACACCAUUUUACAUGUUUAUGAACCAUUCAGUACUGACAUGCAGUUCUAUCCUUGCAACUUUAGCGAGACUAAGUUAGGACCUGGUGAAACAGCUUCAAUUUGUUUUGUAUUUUUACCUAGAUGGUUGGGCUUGUCCUCUGCUCGUCUAAUUUUGCAGACAAGCUCAGGUGGUUUCUUGGUUCAGGCGAAAGGUUUUGCCAUAGAGUCUCCUUAUGGGAUUCAUCCUUUAUUGGACAUGGAUGUUUCUUCCAGGGGAAGGUGGAGUAAGAAUUUGUCGUUGUUUAACUCCUUUGAUCAAAUUUUCAACGUGAAGGAAGUUACAGCAUGGAUAUCAGUGUCUCUGGAGCAUACUUCCCAUCAUGCAGAGGCAAUAUGUAGUACUGAGAAACUUCAAGGUUCCGAUGAACUUGGGUUGCUGAGUGUUAAAGAACGUCUGGUUGUGAGUACUGGACAAGUUGGUUUGCCUCUUCUGGCCAUGAGGCCCCUUAUGAACUGGGAGAUUGGUCCACACAGCAGUGAAACUAUCAUAGAAAUAGACUUCUCAAUUGAAUCGAAAGGAAGAAUUUAUGGUGCAAUUUGUAUGCAGUUGCUAAGGCCUUCUGAGGACAAGUCUGAUACUGUUAUGCUUCCUUUUGAGGCUGAAGUGGAUGGAACAGCAAUGAAUGAUGAUCUUGAAAUACCUAUCUCGGCAUCUCUUGAGGUUUUGGUCCCCUAUUCUGCCAAUGAAACUGCUGUUGCUAUAUCUCUGAAGAAUUCUGCUACUUACCUUUUGAGACUUCUUGAGAUUACUGAAGUUGCGGAUGGUAGAACCUUGCAGAUUAAGUACAUUGAAGGCUUACUACUUUUCCCUGGCAGCGACACAUAUGUUGCUGUUGUUGCUUGUACUGAGCCACUUGUCAAAUUAGAUGGACAAUGUAAGUUACUUAUACAGACAAAUGACUCAAGUAGCUCUCAGAUUGAAAUUCCUUGCCAGGAUUUUAUUCAUAUUUGUACAAGACAUUGGAAUGAUUCCACCAUUGAAUAUGAACAUCAGUCUGAAAGGAGUGAAUCGGGUGAUAUGCAGACAGAGUUCUCUGAAAGUGGCAUGCAGUUGCCAUUACCGAUCAUGGCAAUGGAGACAGCAGAGGCAGAUGAGUUGGUGCUACGAAAAUGGAAAUCUCAAGAUACCAGAAGUGGCGUGUCUGUGCUCACUGAUCAUGAGGUAUUCUUCCCAAUGCUUCAGGUAGGAAGUCAUAACUCUAAAUGGAUCACUGUAAAGAAUCCUAGCCAAGCGCCGGUAGUGAUGCAGCUUAUACUGAACUCAGGGGAGAUUAUUGACCGAUGUAAGAGUGCGGAUGGUCUUACACAGCUUCCUUCAUCGGGUAGCAUGGUUUGUAAUGAAUCCACUUCUCCAAGUAGGUAUGGGUUCUCAAUAGCAGAAAAUGCACAAACAGAGGCUUAUGUUCAACCCAAUGGUAGAGCAUCUCUUGGACCAGUAUUGUUUCACCCUUCAAAUCGAUGUGAUUGGAGAAGUUCGGCCCUGAUAAGAAACAAUCUAUCUGGUGUGGAGUGGUUAUCUCUGAGGGGAUCUGGAGGGUUGCUAUCCUUGCUUCUUCUUGAAGAGUCUGAGCCUGUUCAGAGUGUAGAAUUCAACCUCAGCUUACAAAUUCCUCUUGACUUUUCUCCUCCAGACAUGUUUCACAUGGAAAACGUCACUCAUUCUUGUAUACAGCCAUUAUCAAGGCAGCUCUAUGCUAAGAAUACAGGAGACUUUCCUCUGGAGAUUAGAAGAAUCACAGUUUCUGGAAAAGAGUGUGGGAUGGAUGGGUUUAUGGUACAAACUUGCAAAGGUUUUACUCUUGAACCUGGAGAAUCAGCAAAACUUCUGAUAUCGUACCUGACUGAUUUUUCUGCAGCCUUGGUACAACGGGAUCUUGAGCUGGCCGUGAAUUCUGGUAUUAUGGUGAUCCCCAUGAAGGCAAGCAUUCCUUUGCAUAUGAUCAAUAUAUGCAAGAAAUCAGUGGUCUGGAUGCGCGUCAAAAAAUACUCUUCAGCAGUAUUUCUGGUUGUCUCCUUGAUGUUUCUAGUAUUUUGGUAUAUAUUACCCCAGGUGCCUGCCUUUUGUUCCGAUGAUUGUUUGUACACGAGCGGAAAAAGUUCCUUGGUUACUUCUAAAAGUAGUUCAGGAAAAUCAUCUCAUGCGCAUAAUUAUAGAGACAGCAGAUUUUCUGUGUCUGGUGAGAUAAACAGUUUGCUAAGAUCAGUUCGGGAAGAUAAAACCUCAAUGCAGGCAUCAUCUGUUGGUAGAUAUCCCGAUGACCAGGCUGGGGCCUCAGAGCGGGAAAAAUUUGUUCAACAUGCAGAUCAAAUGCUACAGGGUCAUGAACAAACUAAUUAUUUGUCAGAUACGACAAAGAACAAAGCCAUGGCUUUCUCAUUGACUUCUAAAUCUGUGUCAGUUGAGAAUCCCAAUGAACUAGAAGCAUCCCAACCUGGUAACCUCACAGUCAAAACUGGACAGGAAAAGGGUAGAAGGCGUAAGAAGAGAAAGGGUGCCGGUGCAAAAUUCACAGGACUUUUUGAAGUUUCAAGUAGUCAAAGUGGAAAUUCUACACCUUCAUCACCCUUGUCUCCAGUCUCAUCUGUAAUACCAAAACAGACGUGGCCGCUAUCUCCUGAUGUGGGCCAAGCUGUUGAGGCCAGAAAUCCAUUUACUCAAGUGGCUCAACAACACUUCCGGAAGAGUCAUGUUUUUAAAUCUGCUUCUAAGGCAAACUUGUCACAGCCGGAGGUUUCUAUAAAAUAUUGCAAUAACCACCCAACUUUUGCUUCUCAAGUGCAGCCACCAGCACCAAGAAAACCUGCGGCCAGAACUGUUUUAUUGCCUUCUGCCACCAUUCCUGGUUCCAGUAGGCCUGCACCUAAUUUGGUAUGCUCAUCCUCUUAUCUGGCUUCAACAUCCCCUAUUUCUCCGCAUGUUAGAGCCCCUGGGUCCAAACUCUCUGAUCGGAAAAGUGCUGAAGAAGAAAAGGCUCGGCUUGGGGAUGAAUAUACAUAUGAUAUCUGGGGUGAUCAUUUUCCUAGGCUAAAGUUGACGGGUAGGUCAAAGGAUGUCGCUUCUAUGACCUCCAGCACUACAGAAAGCGACUCCAAUAGCUUCUUUGUAAAGGGUCCACAAAUCCUCAUGGCAAAGUCUCCACCGAGAUCUGUUUUUACCUUCUGUAAUAUUCACUCUGGUGUUUGCAUUUUCCCGUGGAUGUCCUCGAUCGAACAGUCUAGUCACUUGACCAUGCAUGCCCCAAACACAGGCGUAGUUUUUUUGGCAGACAUUUCGGUAUGAAGAUUGCAACUUUACAUUCACAGUUUUCAUUGCAUGCAACUGCUAUUCCUACGCGUCUCCUGCAACGACUGCUGUAAUUUUCACAUUAUAGUGGCUGCCUAAUGUUAGUGUGUAAAUUGUGAUCUGAUGUGGCAGUUGGUUUCUAGCUCAUAUUGCUAGGAUUGUGUGUAUGCUUUCGUAUUAAGUCUCAUAGGUCUUAAACAAGUGAGUGUAUAUGUGUCUUCAUCUCAUAGGAUGUAAGAUGGAUGGCUAGGAUUGGUUGGAUGUAAUUUUGAAUAUUGCCAAGUUUAAAUUGGAAUUGCAAUUAAGAGGAGUGUGACUUUUCCUCACUCACUCUC
Messenger RNA from Malus domestica (apple), 4931 nucleotides. RefSeq lists its product as uncharacterized. Gene Ontology annotation, cellular component: membrane. Lineage: Eukaryota; Viridiplantae; Streptophyta; Magnoliopsida; Rosales; Rosaceae. The record is from RefSeq and is a predicted model, not a curated record.